UAAGCCGGCGACCGAGGCAAAGCGUACACGCAUUUGGCUGUCCGCCCGAGACGCAACACGCGAGAGUUAUUACGCGCGCCGGAACUAUGGAUCAUUUCCAAGUUGUUGACUUCAGUUCAUUGAGCAGUGAAAUACAAAGUUUAAUUAAAGAUGCCGUCCAAGUAAGAGAAAGGGCAUACUGUCCGUAUUCAAAUUUUGCUGUUGGGGCUGCAAUACUAACAGAGAACGACUCAAAGGUUUUCACUGGUUGUAACGUAGAAAAUGCUGCCUUUUCACCUAGCAUAUGCGCAGAACGGUCAGCAUUAUCCAAAGCAGUGUCCGAGGGAUACCUAAAAUUCAAAACUGUAGCUGUGGUUGCGUACCAGAAGCAAUUCACUGCACCGUGCGGAGUUUGCAGACAAACACUAUUCGAGUUUCGCGGAACAAACGGGGACACUGAUAUAUACUUGUGCAGACCGACUAUGGACAAAGUGCUGUGCACCAAGCUUUCGCAACUUCUGCCGUUAUCGUAUGUAAGCUUCACAGAGGAUAGUAUCAAGACGUAGAUGCGGCUUUUGAAUUAUAGAUUUAUUAAUUUAAAAAACACAACCUUUACGUGGUCAUAUAAUUUCGCUACAAAAAAACAUUAGUACGGCCAUUUAGACUUUUCGGUAUGCAAUACUUGCUAUCAGUGUCCUCAUAUAAAGCAGAGUCAGAGUUUAUAGUAGAAGCAAAACUAUACUGAGCAAAACACUGGAUUCUGGCGAAAUCCAAAAGGGAAACGCCAGUAAUAAUUAAAAAGAAAAAGAAUUAAUGACGUGCAUUAAAAAGCCAGGUUUAUCGUUACAAACACUGUAUAGCACACUUUUAAAGUACAAGGGCCCAACUAUCAUAAAGUUUUACAAUUAAAACCUUUUUUUGUAUAUACAUUAAAACAAAUUACGUGUAGCUUUCAUAAGCUUCAGAUAAAUACAUUUAUAAAAUAUACCACUUUCAAACUAUAAAUAAAAGACACAAUAACGAUUAAAAUCAAACAAUUUGUAAAUAAUUAUAAAUCAAUUUAUUGAGUCAGUGUAUUUACACAUUCAUACUUAACUGUAUAAAUUUAUAGCAUAGUCACUUUUAUUUACAAUGUUUACAAAAUAGUAAGUGACAUUAAAAGCGCUAUUUAAAUCAUUAGUAGAGAUCGCUUACAUAAAGGGGUGGAUUUUGCACUGUAUUUCAUAUUUGAAAAAAUUUGAUGUUAUAGUUGGUAUUGAAACAAUAUUGUUACUGGAAAUAUUAUUGGAAAUAACAUAGAUAUUACUCUUGACAUCGGAAGUAGUAAACAUUAUGGAUAUAUAUAGUGCGUAUGGUAUCUAAAUAAAUAUAUUUUAGC
Messenger RNA from Diatraea saccharalis (sugarcane borer), 1357 nucleotides. NCBI's taxonomy places the organism in Eukaryota, Metazoa, Arthropoda, Insecta, Lepidoptera, Crambidae. The record is from the annotation of a GenBank genome assembly.